Molecule: messenger RNA, 1557 nt
Organism: Arctia plantaginis
Lineage: Eukaryota; Metazoa; Arthropoda; Insecta; Lepidoptera; Erebidae
Source: the annotation of a GenBank genome assembly
AUGAAUGAGGCUAAAAAUGUAAUUUGUGUCUUACUCCUGUGGAGCUUUGCUAACACGUGUGCAGAUAAACCAUGUGCAGCCAUCCAGGUCCCAAAUAAAUCCGUCAACUGUGUAUGUAACGCUACAUAUUGCGACACGAUCAAUAGAGUUCCUCCAGGCUCAAAUACCUACGUUGUCUACACUAGUUCUGAGAGUGGCUUACGUUUUAACAAGACCAUCAAAACGCUGCAAACAAUCCGAAAUUCCGAAAGUGAAUGCAGUGCUGAAACUUUGGUCCUACAUCCUGACACCAAGUAUCAAACUAUAGAAGGGUUUGGGGGAGCCAUAACUGACGCUGCGGGCAUUAACUGGAGGAGUCUACCUGAGCAGGUUCAGAAGCAUCUAAUUAAUUCGUACUUUAGUGAUGAUGGAUUACAAUACAACACAAUUCGCGUCCCCAUCGGCGGCACAGACUUCUCUACGCAUCCAUACGCCUACAAUGAAUACCCAUUAAAUGAUACUCGCCUUACAAACUACACUCUUGCUUAUGAAGAUCUUCAAUAUAAGAUUCCAAUGAUCAAAGCUGGUAUGACAGUUGCCAGCACCCCAAUACAAAUUGUAGCAACAACCUGGUCCCCGCCCCCCUGGAUGAAGACGAACAAUGGGUACUCAGGAUACAACCGUCUCAAACCUGAGUAUUACCAGACAUAUGCCAAUUACCAUUUAAAGUUUUUAGAAAAAUAUAAAGCAGAAGGCAUACCAGUUUGGGCCAUUACUACAACCAAUGAGCCUACUAAUGGAUUAACUGGACUGAGCUUCAUCAAUUGUCUGGGAUGGACUGCGAAUAAUAUGGGCAAAUGGAUCCAGUAUUUUUUAGGACCAACAAUACGUAAUUCAGAAUUUAAAGAUGUCAAAAUCCUGGCUGGAGAUGACCAAAGGUUGACGAUUCCGUACUGGAUGAAUUUGAUGGUCUUGGAACAUCCCGGGGCACUCAAGUAUAUAGACGGUGUAGCAGUACACUACUAUACCGACUUCAUAGCGCCGGCCGCGCUACUCACAGAACUGUCCAAGUUUUACCCCAACAAGUUUAUCCUUGCCACUGAAGGCUGCAAAGGAUCUAUUUGGUUAAUAGAAAAACAUGUAGAUUUAGGCUCCUGGGACAGAGCCAAAGGCUAUAUACUCGACAUUAUAACGGAUCUUAAUCACAAUGUAGUUGGCUGGGUAGAUUGGAACUUGUGCCUGAACGCUCAAGGUGGUCCAUCGUGGGCUCGGAACUACGUCGACUCUCCAAUCAUAGUAUUCGCUGAAAAGGGAGAGUUUAUCAAACAGCCCAUGUUCUACGCUAUGGGCCACUUCUCUAAAUUUGUCCCGCGAGGAUCUAAGAGAAUCAAAGUCUCAGGAUCCUGUAGUUGGAGAGAUUCUAUUUCAAAUGUGGCUUUUAUAACACCGCGUAAUACAAUUGUAGCCGUGCUAUACAACAAUGGUGGAAACAAGACAGUCAACAUAAAGCUCGGAGAUAAGCAAGCCGUGGUGGAAAUGGUAGCUUCAUCUGUCACUACUAUUGAGUUACCUUCUUAA